Myxocyprinus asiaticus (Chinese sucker) is the source of this 2488-nucleotide messenger RNA. Its product is annotated as derlin-1. The transcript is spliced from 8 exons. Bases 204 to 962 code for a protein of 252 amino acids. The record is from RefSeq and is a predicted model, not a curated record. Gene Ontology annotation, biological process: endoplasmic reticulum unfolded protein response. Lineage: Eukaryota; Metazoa; Chordata; Actinopteri; Cypriniformes; Catostomidae. Gene Ontology annotation, cellular component: endoplasmic reticulum membrane; Hrd1p ubiquitin ligase ERAD-L complex. Gene Ontology annotation, molecular function: ubiquitin-specific protease binding; misfolded protein binding.
AUGACUGUUCAUUUGACAGUCAAAUUAAACAGAAAAUCGCAACCAGGACGCGUCCAAGUCAUGUAAACCGAACAAAAAUAGAAGACUGAAAUAGCAUUUCAGCUUUGUGAUCAUAGAUUAGUUUACUGAACCCGCUUUUUUCCUCAAACCCGCAUCGGCGGAGAACAGACAGAGAAUAUCAGGGUCUCAAAUCAUAUGGCAAGAUGUCAGAUAUCGGGGACUGGUUUAAAAACAUCCCUUUCGUCACUCGUUACUGGUUUGCUGGCGCUAUCGCUGUUCCGUUGAUAGGAAAGUUUGGAUUGAUCAAUCCUAUGUAUCUUGUUUUAUGGCCGGAGGCAUUCUUUCAUAAAUUCCAGAUAUGGAGACCGAUAUCAGCAACAUUGUAUUUCCCUGUUGGCCCAGGGACAGGUUUUCUCUACCUGGUUAAUUUGUAUUUCCUCUACCAGUACUCCACUAGGCUUGAAACAGGCGCUUUUGAUGGAAGACCAGCAGACUACAUUUUUAUGCUUCUGUUCAACUGGAUUUGCAUUGUUAUAACAGGCCUAAUGAUGGAUAUGCAGCUCCUGAUGAUCCCUUUGAUCAUGUCUGUUCUUUACAUCUGGGCUCAGCUAAAUCGAGACACGAUUGUAUCUUUCUGGUUUGGCACCAGAUUCAAGGCUUGUUAUCUCCCUUGGGUCAUUCUGGGAUUCAACUAUAUCAUCGGUGGCUCUGUUGUCAAUGAGCUGAUUGGGAACCUAGUUGGCCACCUUUACUUCUUUCUGAUGUUCAAAUACCCUAUGGACCUGGGUGGCAGGUCCUUCCUCUCUACCCCACAGUUCCUGUACCAGAUGUUCCCCAAUCGACGAGGUGGGGUGUCUGGAUUUGGUGUUCCCCCAAGCAGGAGACCUGUGCCCCAGGAGCAGGCAGGAGGUGGUGGUGGACGCCAUAACUGGGGUCAAGGCUUUCGGCUGGGGGAUGACUGAAGCCUUUACCUUAAUGCAUCCAUGGAUAAUUACUGAAACUUCUAACAUCAAUGCUGCAGAAUAUGGAUUUUAUAUAAUUUUUGUUUGUUGCUUUUCUUUUGACCUACAAGGAAAAGAGAAAUGUGAUGGAGCUCUGUCCCAGUGUUACUUAUUUUCAUUUUACACUCAAUGACAUUUUACACUGAGUUUCACAGUGUACAAAGGCUCUGCUAAAAUACCUUCUGUAGCAGAGUUGGUUCAAUGGUAAGAAAUUCAGGGGACUUUGUCUUUUCCAGAAUAUGACAAUAUUCAGUGUAUGGAGGCUACAUAUUAUUUGCGCAGUCAAAAACUUAAGAUGUUUCAUUUCUCUAUGGACUGUUAAAUAGCUUAUUUGUUUCAGAAUGGUCAUGAAUUCAAUCACCAGUUUUUAUAAAUCAACUAAUUUGAUUCUAAAAUUCAUUAGGUUUACUUUACAUUUCGUGAAUUGCCAAUUAGAAUUUGCAGAUGAAAGUGCUGUGCAUAUUUCAGUCUGUUAACAUGUAAAAAAUUAUGUUUAGAUGCAAGCCUUGUGUAAAGGGUAUCAAUCCAUCCAAUUACAGAAAAACAUCCAUGCACUUUUCACACAUUAUUGAUGAUUAAACAAGUUAACAAUUACCUUGUGAUAUAUACUGUAUGCAAAAACACAUGCACACUAAAUCUGGAAGUGUUCCCAAUCAUACAGUUUACUGAACAAUAAGCAAAAAGAAAUCAAAGUAAACAUUAGCUGUUAGUACACUGGUAGUUAUAUUUUUACACUUCAGUAUUAUGACAUACUGAAGUGGUUAAAUGUGAUUGUAUGUUCCUCAAAAUUAUUUUGAUAAUGUGCUUUACACACACACACACACACAAAAAACAGCAGCAUAAUACAGAUACCAUGAUAUGUGCAAAUGGUAUAACAGUUAUAUCUUGCCAAUAUCCUUUUCAAAUAAAGCAGUUAAUACUGUUACAAAUCGCAAUCUUUACUAAAUGUUCUGUUUAAAUGUUUCAUUUUACCGAGUGCUCCUCAAUUACUGAUGCUACAAAAAAUUAAGAGCUAUGUUGCUUGCUAAAUUUAUUCAUUGCAGUGUCUUGAGAGAGACACUCAGGAUACAAGCACCUUUAAAAUGUGUUCAUCUCUUGCAGUACCCUCAUUUUUGUUCAAUCUCAUUACUGAACUCCUAAAGAGAAUGUGCUCUGUUGGCUGAAUUUUUACUUUGGAAAUGUUGCUGUUUUUGGUAAACAAUGAGACUCCAAACAAGCUUUUAAUCAGAUGUGUUUUACUGAAUUACAGCAGACUGGUUCUUAUAAAGAGCAAGCAGGAUUCUUGAAUGCAGUACAGUAUUCCAGAUACAUGUCUGAACAUGACAAUAAAGCAGCUGCAAGAAAAAGAAAUACACUGAAUUGAGCCAAAAGCAGUUCACAGCUGAGUAGUGGAAAUGGGGAAACUAUGCCUUGGAUACCUGGAAAUGCCAAAAUCUGAAAUAUUGCCAAAAAUGAGACUAUAACAAAUAAACAUAAGCUGUGCAUGA